Messenger RNA from Knipowitschia caucasica, 4428 nucleotides. NCBI's taxonomy places the organism in Eukaryota, Metazoa, Chordata, Actinopteri, Gobiiformes, Gobiidae. The record is from the annotation of a GenBank genome assembly.
AUGUGGAGGGCAUUAACCUGUGCUCUGGGCUCUCUGCUGCUGCUCCAGCCUCUGCACACGCCACGGCUCGCACAUGGCCAACACACUGCUCAGAAUGAUCUGCUAAGUUACAACGAUUCUUCUCCAAACAAACAUGAUGUGACCCAAGGCCUUGAAGCAGACUCUGGUCCUUCAGCUCUGAGCAACUCCACCCCUGUACUGGAGCUGGAUGAGACCGAACACGUCCAAGCACCUGUCACUGUGGAAGAGACACAUGAACCUGACCUGCACAUGGACAAUGUAACACGCGUGGACACAGAUUCAGAGAUCCCGGAGCUGGACAGUGGAAACCUCUUGUAUGGAGCUGACCACAGACUAUACAGAGUCCACCGAGGACCUCCAGGUUUCAUGGGACUACCAGGAAAACAAGGAUGUCCUGGAGUACAAGGACCAAUCGGAUUCAAAGGAGACAAGGGCUCCUCUGGUCGUCCCGGAGUGGAAGGGCAGCGUGGACACCCGGGACCCCCUGGUGAGCCUGGUUUGCCUUCUCUGUUUCUCUGGAGGAACACGGAGGAGGACUGGGCUGCGUUUAAGAGAUCUCCAUUCUACCAGAUGCUGAAGGCUGGCUGGCCGGUGAUGCCUGGCCCUCCUGGACCGCUGGGGCACCCGGGAAAACCCGGUCCUCCUGGGCUUCCCGGACACGCUGGAAACACAGGAAUGCCGGGGCUAAGAGGAGAUAUGGGUCCCGUCGGGCCCAAGGGAAUACUUGGACGGGCAGGACGAUGGGGCACUGAUGGGAGCCCAGGACUUGAUGGAAGACCUGGUCCUCCUGGUGUACGGGGCCUCAAGGGGCAACGAGGCUUUAAGGGGGACGAGCCUCCAGAAGGGGAAAAGGGAGAUAUGGGUUUCACCGGAGAGCCGGGACCCAGCGGAGAACGGGGAGACUACGGAGAGAAGGGUGUUAAAGGAGAGACUGGAGAAGCUGGACCAGUUGGCCCCACUGGUGUUAUGGGUAUAAAGGGUGCUCAGGGACCUCCUGGAGCUCCGGGUGUAGAGGGAGAGUGCGGUUAUGAUGGUGUAAGAGGACCCCUAGGACCCCCAGGGGCAGCUGGAGCCACAGGGGGGAUCGGACAGCGUGGGAUUAAUGGGACAGAAGGUGAUCCAGGUCCAACUGGUCCGAGGGGGCGAGCUGGCCCUCCUGGUCCAGUGGGUUUGACUGGACAGACAGGUGUCCCCGGACCUCAAGGACCUCAGGGCCUGUCUGGAGAUGAUGGCCAAUGUGGCCCGAAAGGGGAGACGGGUGUGGCAGGACCCAUGGGCAUCAGGGGGUCACCGGGCCCUGAGGGAUCUAUGGGCGUGAGUGGAGGUCCUGGAGCUAAGGGGUUCCUGGGUCACACAGGCCCCAGGGGACCAGACGGGGACAAAGGAGGAACUGGCCUUAAAGGAGACAAAGGACCCCCAGGUGCUCGGGGCAUCCCAGGCCGUCCAGGAGAGAGGGGCGAGAGAGGAUCAGCAGGUUCUCCAGGAGACAGAGGUCAGGGAGGCCCACAGGGUAAAGAGGGUGAAGAUGGGGAGGUCGGCCUCCAGGGCACUCUGGGGCGACAGGGACUAAAGGGCAACAGAGGAAUACAAGGACAAAAGGGGAACGUGGGACCGAAAGGACCCAGAGGCCGCACUGGGCUCCCAGGGCUCUUCGGACUGCCUGGCAUAGCGGGUUUCCGAGGCCAAGUCGGGAUAGAAGGACCAGAAGGAAAGCCUGGUACACAGGGCUCUCCUGGUCUGAUUGGCGCCAUUGGUCCUAAAGGAGACAGAGGCUUUCCAGGGGCAUCAGGUGAAGUUGGGAAGGCCGGUCAGAAGGGGGCAGCGGGACAACAAGGAAGUCCAGGUUCAAAUGGGACGCCUGGCCGUGCAGGGGAGAAGGGCUUCACUGGGAAACCAGGGUUGGCUGGGCCGCAGGGACCAGUGGGCAUGUAUGGGUAUCCAGGAGCUCUGGGUCAAGUGGGGACACCAGGUCACAUGGGACCAAGCGGAGACAGAGGAAUCAGAGGAGCACCGGGCAGCAAAGGGAAGCCUGGACCUCCUGGUCUGCGUGGCCCUGGCGGAGAGAGAGGACCCCCAGGACCACAGGGCCUCCAGGGGACAGUGGGGUCCAAAGGGCAGCGGGGGCCAACAGGCCCCCCAGGACGUCCCGGAGUCCAGGGUGCUGUGGGACCUGCAGGGCCUGUGGGGAUUCAGGGGCCCAUGGGGAAACAGGGGCCUCCAGGAGCCAGAGGGUUUCCAGGUACAGCAGCGGUCAGAGGAGCCAUGGGAGCACCCGGAGACAAAGGAGACACGGGUGUUGUGGGUUCUGCUGGGGACAUUGGUCCACCUGGGCUCCAUGGCCUGCAGGGUUUACCUGGUCCACCUGGAGAAGAAGGAAAACCUGGAAGAAAGGGCGACCACGGGUCUCCAGGUGCCUCGGGGCCAGUUGGACUCUGGGGCCACAAAGGACAGGGCGGUCUGCAGGGAUCACAGGGGGUCACAGGCAGACCGGGGACCAGGGGCAAACAGGGAGGGGGGGCCAUUGGAGCCCGUGGUCGAGUUGGAUCAGACGGCUCUCCUGGUCUGCCCGGUAAACAGGGUACCAGAGGAGCAACUGGGGACAAGGGUUAUCCCGGACUGAUGGGCUCGGCUGGUCUGCGGGGGAAGACUGGACCUAUGGGACUGAUGGGACUAGUGGGCUUUCCAGGACUGUCGGGGCAUUCGGGUCGUGAUGGGAGACCAGGGCAAAAGGGAGACAGGGGCCCAUUGGGUUUGACAGGAGAAAAUGGAAUUCCUGGUCCAAAGGGGGUGCUUGGUCGCAGAGGGCUGAAAGGGGAACUAGGCCGACCUGGACCUAAAGGCUCCACUGGUGUCCAGGGCAGAGCAGGGGCGGCUGGUGCCAAAGGUUUCCCUGGACCACUGGGGCCAAUGGGAGGAGCCGGGAUCAAAGGAGAGCAAGGAGACCUGGGUUCCAAUGGACUUCAAGGUCACAAAGGACAAAAGGGAUCUCCUGGACCAAAGGGUGAAGAAGGUGACCUUGGUCCUGACGGUCCUGUUGGUCCCCGCGGUCCUCUGGGGCCGAAGGGGCUGCCAGGUUUGCAGGGGGCAGUCGGCUCGAAAGGCAGCAAGGGAAAUGACGGCAAGACUGGACGUCCUGGGAAGAAGGGGCGUAUCGGGAGGAAGGGAAAGAAGGGAAAAUCAGGAAGUAGAGGCAUCAGAGGAAAAGGUGGUGAAAAGGGGAAACGUGGAGGCCCUGGACCUCCUGGCCCACCGGGCCGGCGAGGCGCUUACGGAAAACGUGGGUCACAAGGUCAAAAAGGAGAUAAGGGACCAGCCGGCUCUAAGGGAGAACCAGGAGCAAUGGGACCACCUGGACCUGUUGGUGGAGAUGGUUUGAAGGGUGUAAAAGGUCCCACUGGGGUCGGGGGUAAACUGGGUCAGAAAGGAGAGCAGGGUGAUAUCGGGCCCCCAGGUCUCCGUGGAGGGCCUGGCCUCCCUGGGUUACCGGGAUUGUUUGGACAAAAGGGACUGAAAGGAUUGUCAGGAGUUCGGGGGCGUAAAGGGCACAAGGGAAAGCCAGGUCCUCCUGGUCGAGCCGGACCACCAGGGCCUUCACUGAACCACACACUGCAUCAGAUGAAGGAGAUGAGGUUCAUGUCGGACAGGUCUCACAUGCUGCAGCUUCAGGGCCUUCUUGACUCCCUGCACACAGAGCUGCACUGGUUCAUGAAUCCUCCAGAGGGCACUAGAGAGCAACCGGCCACCACUUGCCUGGAGCUGAGGAUGGCCCGUCCCAACAGCACCAGUGGGAUGUAUUUUAUUGAUCCAAACCAGGGCAGUGCUGCGGAUUCUUUCCAGGUUUACUGUGACUUCUCAGCUGAGCCUAAGACCUGCCUGUCCCCCAUUCACACUCGGGUUCCAGUCAAACCAUGGCUGAAAGAAUCCGACCAUACUUUGGGAUUUAGUUGGCUGAGUGCAUUUAAAGAUGGCUUUCAGUUUGAGUAUGUGGAUGUGGUUCAACUGAGGUUCCUGAGGCUCCACAGUCGGACCUCCUCUCAGACCGUCACAUACCGCUGUGGUCCCGGGUGGAGACAGAGCGGAGACUCCAGAAACAUCAAGUUCUUAUCUGACUCCCCUAACCAGAGCUACCUGUCCACGCUGCGCGACUGUCAGCCUUCAGGAGAUCGGGGCUCAGGAUCACAGGAGUCUGUUUUUGAGUUUGAGAGUGAUGAUCUUGAGCUGCUGCCUCUCAGGGACAUUGGUAUAUUUGGGAAUCAUGAACUCCCCGGAGGUUGUAGCCGUGUGAGCCCGGCUGCUCCAUUCACCGGAGCGGCUCUGGAUUCCCCUGGACCCGUGCUGAGGCCUCCAGCCACGCCUCGGUCUACGGUCACCCCCGAGCCCGCCUCUAGCGCCCUGAUGACGGGGUAG